Molecule: messenger RNA, 3782 nt
Organism: Penaeus monodon (black tiger shrimp)
Lineage: Eukaryota; Metazoa; Arthropoda; Malacostraca; Decapoda; Penaeidae
Gene: wcy
Product: WW domain-containing adapter protein with coiled-coil-like
Biological process (GO): positive regulation of TORC1 signaling; regulation of autophagy
Cellular component (GO): nucleus
Molecular function (GO): RNA polymerase II complex binding; chromatin binding
Source: RefSeq, a predicted model, not a curated record
UGGCUCGAGAUGCCCGCCAUUUGUUUGUCGCGAAUUCUGCCUCUCCUCUCGCCCUCGCUCCCCCUUUCGCUCGGCUUUAGCACUCUGGCGACGAGCUAAUGGACGUCCUUCUCCUUUGCAGGUUCAACGAGAAGCACCAGGCCCACAGCUACGAGAAUUCAAAAUACAGUAGUAAGUACCGCUACAGCAACCAUGAGAAAAACAGGGACUCUCCCUCUACAAAUUCUCUGCGAUCCUCCUCACCAGACUCUCGAUCACAGUCUCCGCGCUACCACAAGGCUGCCAACUACUACAAGGUGCGUUACCGAGGAGACUACAGGGACAGAGGUGAGUUGUAUGACAGUCGAUCGCCUAAAGACCGCAGGCGAGAAGUGCGGGACCGUGAUAGAGAGCGGGAGCGUGACAGGGACAGCCGUGGAAACCAUGACCGAAUUAAUUCUGUUCACAAGAAAGAGGAAAAAGAACGUCUGGCGAGGGUGGGGGACUGGUCGGAGCAUGUAAGCUCAUCAGGCAAGAAGUACUACUAUAACUGCCGAACUGAGGUAUCCCAGUGGGAGAAGCCCCCAGAGUGGCUAGAAUGGGAGAGAGCACGUGCCAAGGAGACCUCUAAUAGGUCACAUGACAAGACCUCGAAUAGGCAAGACAAACAUUCCAGUUUAGGGGAGAGUUAUCGGGAAAGUCGGGAUAUCAGGGAUGGCGACCGAGACAGGAAUGACAGGGAUAGGAGAGAAAUGUAUCAUAGUGAAGAUAUGUAUGAUAGAAGAGACUCUAGAAAAUAUGGCCAAGAGGUUGGUGCGGCAGACAUGGACAUUUCUUCAGGUGAUAGUACUCCAACGUCAGAGCACCUCCAUAAUAGGGGCAGUGGUGAGAAUAGCCACGAUGUCAGUGGGGCCAAUGUGUCGUUAGCAUCAUCAGGUUUGGUGUCUGCGUCGGGCACCUCAGUAACGUCCACCCACGCAGGCUCGGCCCCUGCACUCCUGAGAACUAAGCUGGGAACCAGUUUAGGGAUGCUGCCCACAUCUCUACCCUCCUCCUUACCCCACCUGGGUAGCAGCACGGCGGCUAGGUAGCAGCAUCCCAACCCUCAGUGGUUCCACGCCCAUGGCUGUGCCGCAGCUCCUUAGCCACCACCCUCGCGUCAUAUCCCUCUCUAGUUCUCUGAACAAGGGUGGUGUUGAUGUGGAUACAGCAAAGACUGUCAACUCAAACAACUCUCAUUCUCAUGAUGGAGAGGGACAUCUAGUGAAAUUACAAUUAGAACCUCUAACAAUAACAGCAAAUAGUAAUAAUAUAGGUGGAGGUCCUCCCACACCAACACACUCUGAAAACCAAGAUGGCAUUGACAUCAGAAAAGUGGGUAGCCCAAGCAGCAGUAUUAACUCGCUACAGUCAUUGACGCAAACAACAGGAGGGUCAUUGGCAGGAGCAAAACCGUUAGUUCCUGCCCUCACGCCCAGUCUGGCUAACUAUUACAAUGAAACCCUCAUUUCACACGUACAAAACUGGCCAGCAGAGAAUUUAGAAAAACCGGCACAGAGAUUAGCUGAGGAAGCUCAUUCUGUUGGAAGUCUAGUGAUGACGCGGGUAUCUGCCGAGCUCAAGAUGGCACGGUCCUUGGUACGACUGGCAGAGAUACAGGCUACACUCCAUGAACAAAGGAUACUUUUUCUACGUGCUCAGAAGCGAGAACUUGAGGAGAUGAAGGCGCAGAAUUCCUUCAUGAGUGACACAUAGUGUUGGGCUGCCUGUGAUAGCUGCCUGGGUCAGUUGUCUGGAUGUUGACAUGCCUGGGAUUAUUUAUAAAGUGUUAUAUUUUCUUAAUCAUGUACUGGAUGUGUGAACAUUGGUGAAGUCCAAAGUGCAGGGUGUGGCAGUGAGGUGAGGCCCGAGUCCUCCCCUUGUGUGGGUUGUGGGCGAGUGCCAGCACCAGUAUCAUCACAGCAGCCAGUGCAAAGAUGACUGCUGCCACAGGCCAGGGUAACUGCCAGCUCUUCACAGGAUUCACCAACAACCUACCGUCCUGUGUCUGGCCCGGCCUACCCUGGCCACCCUCCACCGAUAACCCCAAUGUCAUCUAUGUUUCUCUGUGAUGAAUGACACAACUAGACACCUCUGAAGGCUGAGCCUGUACACUGAACAGCUCUGCUACGUCACAAUGUAAUACCGGCUAGCCAGAGGCUGGCACUGUAUCACACUCCCUGGGGUCUUGAGAAUCACCCCUUCGAGCAUCAUCUGUCCCGUUCCCCUUCGUCACUCUCACUCUGUGUUCCUUCUUUGCUGGCUGACUUGUCAAGCCCACGUGGAUAUCUGGAAGUCUUGGCAGAGCUCUCCAGCCCAAUAGGUUUGAAAAAAAAUAACAAGAAAAAAGAAUUGUUGUCUUAUUGCUUUACACAUUUCACAACAAAACACUAGUGAACCACUCCUCUUACCAGCAUGUCACUACCGGAAGGAUGUCACGGGCGGCUUCCACCAGCUCUAUUCCAGCAUCCGGGGAAUAAGUUGGGCGAAGCGAGCGGGGGUGACUUUUCUGUUGCGGUAGCAGUGGUACACGGAACUUUUACCUAUUUACUAUCAGUAGAUUCUGGAGAGCGUAGUUGAAUUUCUUAACUGCUUUCCGUAAUCAGUUAUCCAAGUGUAAGUCCUGUGAAUGUGUUUUGUGUUCUUGGUGACUGUCACAUGGUCCCCAGGGUUGGAUUUGAGGCAGUGUCUUGAGCAUUUUGAUGCUGACAGAUUAAAUGUUAUUUAAGUCAUUGUUUUUGCUGGCUAAUCUGUAUCUCAGACAGUCUUUAAAGUUCCAACUGGGCUGUGAAAAGUUUCAUUGUCAUGUUCUUUACCAGUUGUUGAUAUAUCUUCUUCAGGAGUCAUAUGUUUAACUAAAACUAUAAAUUUGUAGAUAAACCGGGUUAUUAUUAUAGUCACUGUUAUUUUCAUAAUUAUAUUAACUUUGUUUCUCUGUAGAAAUUUGGAGGCCAUUGUAGUGACUGUAAAGCAAGGAUUUCAAUGCCACCAACACAGCCUCUUAUUUUUACUUAAUUAUUAGAUUUUAUUUUCUUUGUAGUAGUCAUUGUUUAUGUUGUUUUUUACAAAGACAAAUUUUCCACACAAAAUGAUAAUAACAAGGGGCUGAUAUUACUAAGGACAUCUAGAUUUCUUUCAAGCAAUGUGAUUUUCUUUCUUUUUCUUCAUUUAUUUUCCCUUUUUUAUACUGUUUUUUUCAACUUGAUUGCACUGUCAAUAUACUCCGAUCAGUUGACAUGGUAACUAAUUUCUCUUUACAUCCUCUCUUCAUCAGGACUUCCUGUUUCUCACAAAAUUAUGGGGAAUUGAUUGAUGAUUGGAAGCCAAACAUCUAAUUUCUAUUUUUGAAGUGUGAGCCAGCUCAGUGACCACUCCAAAAGCCAAGUAUUGAAAAAAGGUUGUUGGGUGAAUGAUUAGUUUGAAGUUUUUUUGGAAAUAAAAGGAAUUUCUUGUUUAUUCUUGGUAAUGGAAAAACAUUACUUAUUUCUCCCCUCUUUGGUUCAUUAUUAUCAGUAGAUAUUAUGGUUUUUGUUUUGGGGUACUUUUAAGAAGAAAAAAAGUGUUUAAAGUGGUAAUCAUUGUUGUAUCACCUUUUGGGAGUCAAGAAGGGAGCAUUUAUGAGAGAGAUUAAAUGCACAUGAAACCAGCUAAUUGGAGCAAAGGCCAGAGCUUCGUCAGGAGAGCUAGAUUUUACGUCUUCAAGCUUGGCAGAAACUUGUAUCAGCCACAACAUUCACGUGAGAAGAGAGAAGGGAUAGUUCACC